Cydia pomonella (codling moth) is the source of this 1074-nucleotide messenger RNA. RefSeq names its product small ribosomal subunit protein mS25 (gene mRpS25). Gene Ontology annotation, cellular component: mitochondrion. Lineage: Eukaryota; Metazoa; Arthropoda; Insecta; Lepidoptera; Tortricidae. Bases 115 to 618 code for a protein of 167 amino acids. Gene Ontology annotation, molecular function: structural constituent of ribosome. The transcript has a single exon. The record is from RefSeq and is a predicted model, not a curated record.
GUGACAUUGACAGUGACAGUAUUUAUAUUCUAUUCUAUAUCCCACAUUUUGAGGUUAGAUAAUCCGAAGAAAAUACAAUAAUUCGGCAUCAAAAAGUUAAAACAAACUAUCAAAAUGCCGUUCAUGAAAGGAAGAGCGCCGAUUCGUCGCACAUUAAACUAUCUAAACGCUGGAAGACUCGUGUUGAAAGACAAAAUCAAAAUAUUUUCUGUCGCCUAUAACAUUGCGGGGCAGAAUAACGCUGGUGCAAAGGAUUUCGUGUUCUGGUAUUUGCCUCAGAUACAGUACAAGAAUCCGAACGUGCAGGUCGCGACGCUGAAGAAUCUGACGCCCUCACCAUUCAUUAAGUGUUACUUUGAAGAUGGUCGGCAAGUUUUGAUAGAUAUUGAUAAUAAGUCAAAGGAAGAUGUAUUAGAGCACUUAUUGAAUACUGUUGGGAAGAGUAAAGACGUGUUGGAAGCGGAGGCGGUGGCUGCGGAGAAGAAGGAUAACCCGGCGAACUUCGGUGUUGGUUGUGAGCGAGCAUGUAUGUGUGAGAACUACGGACAAGUUCCCUGCUCCGGUGUAGUAACAUUGCCUAAAUUUAUGAGAGGGAAGUACAAGAAUCCGGCGAAUUAGUUUAGGAAUGUGAUGGACAUGUGUUGAUAAUGCUUAUUCAUAUUUGAAACAAGGGACUACUAUGAUUAAAAAAAUGAAUAAAUUAUGGAAUUUAAUAACAAAACUUCAGUGUGACAAAGACAUGUUAAAUAUGUUACAAUGGGGCACUCACAUAUUUUAAGUUGAAAACGCUCGACAUGUUUCACUCCGUACGGAACUUGCUUUUCAAGUGUCAUCAGGAGUUUGCGUUGACAGACCGGCACAGACUCAACUUAAAAUAUGUGAGUGACCCGUUUUAACAUAUUGCAUAAAUUAUGGAUGUCUAAAAGUAGGUAAAACUAUGUGUAAAAAAAACUCUGUAAAAUAUUUCUUAUUUCAGACCUUUGUAUUUUAUGAACAAUCAUUAUCAAUAAUGUAAUAUAAGUUUUGUAGUAAUUCAAUAGAUAAUUGUUAAUUUAGUAAAAAAAAUAAUCUCAA